AUGAAGAGGGAGAAAUUAACUGAAGAAGAUUCGCAAUCACAGUUGGUUACGAAUCAAGGAAAUGAUAUCAAUGCUACAAAAUAAGGUAGAGACUACAGUAGCAUCAUUGAUGAAAAGGCAAUUCUCAGAAAGAAGAGAAUAAAGUGGGGUGUCAUUGGUGCAUUAAUUUUGAUUGCCAUUAUUUUGGCAAUAGUACUUCCCAUUACUUUGCAUAAAAGUGAUAGUCACCACAGUGAUCCAGACAACCCACCAACACCUCCUGCACCAUCUGGCUAUAACAACUACAAGAUUUCUAAGAAAACAGAUGACGAGUCCAAUAUAUCUGGAGAACUUUUUUCCCCAUAUGAAUACGAUCAUGAUGCUCAUAUGCUCGCAUUAAACAGAAUCAUGCCAACUUUGAAGGAUGGCACUAAGUUAGGAGUCGAUCCAACAAAAAUCCCCAAGGGUGUUAACAACAAGUUUGCUUCUAAUGUUGCAUUCAAGUUUGACAUGCUUACCUGGAGAGUGGCUAGAUUGAAUCUAUAUGAUAGCUCAGCUGACUCGAGAUACUCGAUUCCAGAAUAAGCUGUUGUUAAGCCUAAAGGAGAUGAUUCAAUGAGAGUUGAUAUGCUGGGCCUAGAACUAGCUACCGAUGACACCUUUGGCUUUAAAUUUAAGGACCCAAUCAAUCCAGAGAAGCAUUUUAUAUCUACUAUUGGAUAGACUUUAGUUCUCAUGGAAAAAUUCAUCUAAAUGGAUUUCGAACUACCAUCUCAAAGAGUUUAUGGGUUUGGAGAGAGAGUUCACGAUUUCCAACUUGAUGAAGGAACUUGGACUAUGUGGGCUAUUGGCCUUGACUCUCCUAUUGAUGAUGGAAAAGGAAGAAAGGGAACCUAUGGAGUGCAUCCAUUCAUUCUAGUCUAGACUGAUAAGCCAGGAGAUUACAUUGGUAUUUACUUCAGAAACUCAAAUGCUCAAUCUCCCGUGUUAACUUACAAAGAUGAUGGUACAAGUAUCUUGUCUUACAUCACCACAGGAGGUUAAAUUGAGGCCUAUUUCUUUAUUCAUGGAACAGCCAAAGAUAUCAUAGCUCAAUAUCAGAGCUAGUUUGGUAAGCCAUAACUUCCUCCCUUCUGGUCUCUAGGAUGGUAACAAACUUCCUGGAAAUACGUCAACUAAUCAAUUGUUGAAGAAGUUAUCGACAAAUAUGACUAGUUUGACCUUCCCUUAGAAACCAUUUACUUGGAUAUUCCCUAUAUGGAUAACUAUGUUGAUUUUACAGUUAACAAAACUGCGUUCUAUAGAAUCUAAGACUUGGCUGCUAAACUUCACAAUGCCGGUAGAAAACUGGUGUUGAUUAUCGAUGCUGCUAUUUCUGCAGAAGACAUUACUGAAAACAACAAAUAUUACACUUCAGGAAACAAAGAUAAUAUCUUUAUUAAGUCAAGUCUGUACAAUAGUAAAAAAUACAACGGUAGCUUGAUUGCUGAAGUAUGGCCUAAGAAAGCUGUUUUCAUUGAUUGGUUCAAUAAGCAAUGCAUUAAAACUUGGGGCACAGGAUUAAAUGACCUCUACAAGCUAGUUCCUUAUGAUGGCAUCUGGAUUGACAUGAAUGAACCAACAACCUUUACUCAUGGUGAGAUUAAGCCUGAUGACAUCGAAUCACCUACUCCCUCAAAGAAAAUUUGUAAUUAUUAACUUUAUUCAUUUUUUUAUUAUUUAGUCUUGAAAGACUCCUCAAAUGGAGAUUCAGACAAUUCUUGGUACUACUCCUUCCCAGAUCAAAGAAAGGAUAGCACUUUUGACAUUCCAUUUGUGCCAGGGUAUGUUCAACACGACGAUGGGAAGCCUGGCCCCUAUGAUGGAAACUUCGAUUAUAUGACUAUCUCACUUAACUCAACACUCUCAAGCAUUAAUGAAUAAGAGUAUAAUGUACACAGUCUUUAUGGUCUCAUGAUGGCUAAGACUACUCAAUAGUAUAUGACAGGCCCUGACUCACCAACUCCAGACUACAGAACAUUCAUCAAUACUAGAAGCACCUUCACUGGUUCUGGCCAAUACGCCUCUCACUGGCUAGGUGAUAACUGGAGAGAUUGGAGGUAUAUGAAACUCUCUAUUGCUGGUAUCAUGAAUAUGAAUAUGUUUGGUAUCCCACAUGCAGGUGCUGACGUCUGCGGCUUCUUUGGAGAAAAGAGAGAUGACGAAAUGUGCGCAAGAUGGAUUUAGUUAGCUACUUUCUACCCAAUGGCAAGAGCUCAUCAAAAUCUUACUUGGAAAGGAAACGAUAGCGAAAGAUCUGAACCAUACUAACUAAAGGGUGAUUACUUCAAUAUGGCUUAGGCUUCAAUCAAAGAUAGAUACAGAUACCUUAGACAUAUGUACACCUGUUUAUUCGAAGUUUCAGCCAAUGGAGGAUCAUGCAUUGAGCCGUUGUUCUUCUACUAUCCAGAAGACGCUAAUCUAUAUGCUGAUCCAACAAGUACUUUUAUGGUAGGUGGAGCUAUUAAAGUCAGCCCUAUUCUAGAGGUUUAAGACCCUAAAAUUCCUAAUUUUUCAUCUUACUUCCCAAAAGGCAACUGGGUCAGUCUUUCUUAUUUUGGAGAUAUCGUUCAAUCAAAAGGAGAAAACAUGACUCUCAGCAAUUCUUAGAAAACUGUAUAAGCUCAUUUGAGGCCUGGAUCUCUGAUAGCCUAUUAAGACACAACAAAGAAUGUAUAAUAAGAAAUCACACUCACUAAGGAUCUCAUUAACUAACCUAUUUAAAUCAUAAUUAACAGAGAUGAAAACGGAGUAGCUUAAGGAUCACUAUUCUUAGACCAAGGAAUUUCCAGAAUUGAAUUAGCUGAAAAGACAAAGGGAUACGAAUAUUACAAGAUUAAUCACUAAUCACAGUCAAUAUAGUUCUAAUUCUAUGACGGAAAGUAAGGAAAUCAAAACGCCAAGCUUGACUAGAUAGUUUUAACCAAUGCUGCUGACCUUCAAUAAGUCAGUUUUGCUUGCUACAUGAACACUACUGGAUAGAUGAAUGAUUUAAUUGUCAAAAAGGAGAGCAUCACGAAUACAGUUAAUAUUUCAUCAGCCACUGACGUUAUGUUUAACUAGAUUUUAAACGUUUACUAUGGAAGUGAAGCUAAUAAUGACAUCAAUCUAUGCAAAACUACUACAUUUUAAUACCAAAUUGUUGAUGGUAAACUACCAGAUCUUGUAGCAAACUAUACAUAGGUCGAACUUAAACCAAUGUCAAGCGUAUUAUCUAACAUUAUCGUUACAAUGAGAGUCAUCGACAUUGAUAUUGUAAAUGUAAAAUGGUCUUGGAAAACUGACAAGGAUGGCAAGCCAGUCGGUGGCUAAAAACAACCUGCAGAAGUUCCAAAUGAAUUCAUUAAUAGUAGUCUUCCAUCAUCAUCUACAAAUCUAUCUGAGUUCAUUACUGUUCAAGAUUAGCCAUUCUAAAUUACCUUCAAAUACAGAUCUUUUAACAACCCAUCAAAUGUGCUGAAGAUUGAAAGCAUGAUCUAUGAUGAAUACUUGAAUUGGAUUAAUGUUUAAGCUCAACUUGAAUCAGGAAACCAAUUCACAGGAAUAAUUGGUCUUGGUGAAAGAGCAAACAAGGACUUUUUCUUAAAGGAUGGAGUCUACUCAAUGUGGUCAAGAGAUUAACCAACUCCAGAUGAAACUGGUACUCUUCCUGCAGCUAAUAUGUAUGGAACUCAUCCUUUCUAUAUGUAUAAGCACAAAAAAGAUGCUUGGGUAGGUGUUCUUUACAAGCUUGCUCAUGCAUAAGACUGGUGGGUAAAAAAUAAUAAGACUGACGGAACUGUAAAUAUAAGCACAAUAGCAACUGGUGGUGUUGCUGAUAUCUAUGUAUUCCAAGCAAGAUUCGCUGAUGAUGUAGUCAAUAAAUACUUUAGAUUGAUUGGAAGACCAGUGAUGGUUCCACAAUGGGCACUUGGAUGGAAUUAAUGCAGAUGGGGAUACAGAAAUCUCUCAAUGUUAGAAGAUGUAGUGAACAAAUAUGAUUAGUUUAGCAUUCCAUUGGACGUAGCCUGGUCAGACAUUGAUCAUAUGGAUAAAUACAGAACUUUUGAGUACGAUAAAGUUAGGUUUGCUGGACUUCCAGACUUCAUUAAAACCCUUCAUGAUAGUGGAAGAAGAUACGUUCCGAUUCUUGACGCUGGUGUUGCAUAUAGACCUGAGAACGGCAGUUAUCCAGCAUUUACAGAGGCUAUGGAAAAAGGACUCUUUACAACUGUAGAUGGUAAGCCAUUCAUAGGCUAAGUAUGGCCUAAUGAUGCUUCUUAUCCAGAUUAUACUAAUCCAGAUACAAUUGACUGGUUCCAGACAAAUCUUGGUAAGCUCUAUGACCAGAUCCCAUUUGAUGGACUUUGGUAAGAUAUGAACGAAGCUUCAAAUUUCUGCAAUGGUGCAUGCUAUAAAUAUCAAACUGCAAGUAAACCAAUAAAAUUCAGCUUGAAAUACACUCCAACUGGAAGAGAUCUUGAAACAAAGUCGAUGCCACUUGAUACUUAACACAAAAAUGGCCUUACUCAACUUGAUACUCAUAGCUAUUAUGGAACAGAGAAUGUAAAAGCUUCUCACGAUUGGUUCCAAAGUAAAGGAAAGAGAACCUUUAUUAUUGAGAGAAGUUCAUUUGCAGGUAUGGGUAAAUUUGCCUCAAGAUGGCUUGGAGAUAAUUUCUCUGAUGAAAGAUUUAUGGGGUACUCAGUAUCUGGAGUCAUGCUAAUGAAUAUCUUCGGCAUUACAUUUGCAGGGUCAGAUAUUUGCGGUUUCAUCGGUGAUACUAAUGCUAAUUUAUGCGCUAGAUGGCACUUCCUUGGAUCAUAUUAUCCUUUUUCAAGAAAUCACAAUAACUGGGGCUAAAUUUCUCAAGAACCAUGGGCAUGGGGAGAUUAAACAUAUGAGGGCAAGAAAUACAUUGAUCACUUCACAGAUGCCAUAAAGUAGAAGUACUCAUUGAUUAGAUAUUACUACACAAAUCUCUUUAUGGUCAGCUAUCAAAGUCAAAGCACUUUCUUCAAACCAGUGUUCUUCGAGUUCCCAGAUGAUAUGAACACCUAUGUCAAUGUGACUCAAAAUGUUAUGCUUGGAAAAGCGCUUAAACUUUCAAUAAACUCAGAAUACGUUGAUUAAAACAUCACUUAAUUCUAUUUACCUGCUGGUAUCUGGUGCAACAUGACAGUAAACACUCUUUGUACUGCAAGCACUGGGUAAUUCUAUAACUUAUCAACAAAAGUUAAUGAGACUUAUUUGGCUUUGAGACAAGGCUACAUAGUACCAUACCAGAAUGUUUCAGUACAAAGCUUCAAAAAUUCAAAGAACCUUCAAGAUUUACCAAUAGAACUUCACGUGCUUGGAGAGCCAGGCUCAAAGCAUGUCAAUUGGAAUUCUCAAGGUGUAUAUAUAAAUGAUGAUGGAGAAUAAUUGAAUGUAGCAGGAAACUUUAAUGGAUAUAAUUUCAUUGCUAGAGCUACUGAUACUUAAAGCAUAUCACUUAGAGUGCUAACAACUAUUGCUGCCACCAACUACACUGAUAAGAUGGAAAAAGGAUGCUCAGGAGUGAAUCAAAAUGAUUAUCUAGGAUCAAUUUACUUCUACAAUGCUAAAGACUUCCAAAAUAAUAUUCCUUACAAGGUUACCAUCACAUUCGCUGAUUCAACAGUUCCACAAGAUGUUGGCCAAGCAAUUUAUAACCCAACAACAGAUAGACUUGAAAUCAGCUUCAAGUCUUCAAUGUGCUUGGCAAGAAUCUAGGUCAUCAAUUUCAAUAAGGCAUGA
Messenger RNA from Stylonychia lemnae, 5775 nucleotides. The record is from the annotation of a GenBank genome assembly. NCBI's taxonomy places the organism in Eukaryota, Ciliophora, Spirotrichea, Sporadotrichida, Oxytrichidae.